Messenger RNA from Neltuma alba, 2085 nucleotides. RefSeq names its product 3beta-hydroxysteroid-dehydrogenase/decarboxylase. Gene Ontology annotation, biological process: steroid biosynthetic process. The coding region runs from base 158 to 1885 and encodes 575 amino acids. NCBI's taxonomy places the organism in Eukaryota, Viridiplantae, Streptophyta, Magnoliopsida, Fabales, Fabaceae. Gene Ontology annotation, molecular function: oxidoreductase activity, acting on the CH-OH group of donors, NAD or NADP as acceptor. The record is from RefSeq and is a predicted model, not a curated record. The transcript is spliced from 12 exons.
CGGGAGCGGUCCCACCGCUGGAGCUGGAACAAACAUUAACGGAUUGGCUGUCCUUUUUUUUUUUUUUUCAAUUUUCCGUUCAAGACAAAUACGAGAUCCAGGCACAGUUUCGGCGCCAAGGCUCUUUCCGUCUCUCAGUUUCUUUGUCGCAGCGGAAAUGGCGGUAGACGAUCGCUUGGCAGGGUUGAACCAUAAGACUUGCGUGGUUCUAGGCGACUCAGGAUUUGUCGGAAGAUCGCUUGUCUUAAGGCUGUUGAAGCUAGGCAACUGGAUCGUCCGCAUUGCCGAUUCCCCUCCGUCCAUCCAACUCGAUCACUCGCACCACUCCCUCCUCGCCCGGGCUCUCUCUUCUGGUCGCGCUUCUUACUUUCCUGUCCACCUUAGCGACAAACGUCAGAUUACCCAAGUUAUUGAAGGUUCUUCAGUGGUUUUUUAUAUGGAUCAUGCUGCUGACAUGAAGGCAAAUGACUUUUAUAGUUGCUAUAUGCUUACAGUUCAAGGUACAAAAAAUGUCAUCAAUGCUUGUCGAGAAUGUAGAGUCAAACGACUAAUAUACAACAGUUCUGCUGAUGUAGUUUUUCAUGGAUUGCAUGAUAUCCAUGAUGGAGAUGAAUCUUUAUCAUGUCCUUGCAAAGGUGGUAUAUUGCAGUUUGAGAACAUGUUAAGUGACCUUAAGGCUCAAGCAGAAGCAAUGAUCUUGGGGGCUAAUGACAUCGAUGGCCUUUCAACAUGUGCACUCCGUUCCAGUAAUGUUUUUGGACCUGGUGACUCUGAGCUUGUUCCAUUCAUUCUGAAAUUAGGGAUAUCUGGUUGGGCAAAGUUCAUUAUAGGAAGUGGUGAUAAUCUUUCUGACUUCACCUAUUCUGAGAAUGUUGCUCAUGCCCAUAUAUGUGCAGAAGAAGCCCUGAAUUUUCAAACAGUUUCUGUAGCUGGAAAGGCAUUUCUUAUUACAAACUUCGAGCCUAUGAAGUUCUGGAAAUUUAUCUCUUUUAUAUUAGAAGGUCUUGGAUAUCAAAGGCCGUUCAUAAAACUUCCUGUCAAGAUGGUGCAGUACAUUCUGUUGCUUGUAAAGUGGGCGCAUGAAAACAUCGGAUCCAGAUAUUUCAGCUAUCCUUUAUUAGUUCACUUUUUCCAUUUAGCUUCACAUACUAGAACGUUCAACUGCACAGCUGCUAAGAAAGAUAUUGGAUAUUUGCCAGUAGUCUCACUUGAGGAAGGCAUCACAUCAACCAUAGAGGCAUUCUCUCAUUUGGCAAGAGACUCGUAUCAUUCAAGAGACUCCAUUGGACAAUCAAAAGCAGAAAAGCUACUAGGUGGUGGAAAAGUUGCUGACAUUUUGUUGUGGAGAGACGAAACGACAUCCUUUACAUAUUUCCUUGCACUGGUUAUAUUGUUUCAUUGGUUUUUCCUUUCUGGAAGGACUUUUACGUCAUCUGCCGCCAGACUUUUGCUUUUUUCAACUGUCAUUCUCUAUGGAUAUGGAAUCCUACCAUCAAAUCUAUUUGGUUUCCCUAUUCAAAGAACGUGUCUCUCUAGUUUUGAGAUCUCGGAGAAAGCGGUGAAAGAUUCAGUUGCAACAACAGUGUACUUGUGGAACAUUGGUUGUCGGAACAUUAAAAUAUUGGCUCGAGGAAGUGAUUGGUCUAUGUUCUUCAAGGUUGCAAUUUCGCUCCUAUUUCUGAAGCUGAUCCUGUCACAGUUUUUGACGUCAUCAAUAGGAAUAGCUCUGGUCUUCGCAUUUACAGCAUUUUUUGUUUAUGAGCAAUAUGAAUCAGGAAUUGAUGGAACAGUAGGUGCUCUGUCCAACUGUUUAAAGAAAUCAAUGACAUUUUUCACAACAAAUUUACCUGAUUCCAUGUCACCGCUUGAGCAUGACAGUGGGUGAGGACAUGAAGGCUAAAGGCGCUGAGAUAGUCCGAAUGAAUUUCAGCUUAGUUGUUUGAUAUUUGUGAUUUACCAUGUACUAUUAUAAUACAUACUAGUGCUUAUGCGGGGUUGCGUUUCUGAGAAAGGAUGGGGAAUGUCAAGACAUUUGGAUAUAUUUCCCCCGAUUAAUCACGCUAAGACUAUUAAUUAGGCCGAAGA